AAAGAGCCAUUCUAAUGUGGUAAUGCUUCAGUAGGCUGUGUGACUCAAAUGUGAUAUAAAAGGACAGUUUCACAAGAUACAGGAGAGAGAGGAUGAGAAAUACUGAGGUGUGAGAAGAGGGAGAGCUGAUUGUAAUGAGGCCCACUACUUCAAUCCCCCUCCAGGCCCUUCAGUACAAGGCUUUUGUUGGCUGUCACUGUUCACUGUUUUUAGUUGCCAAGCAAGACCAAGUCGGAAUUCCUUUCGCCUCUGUGUGCGGACUAUAGCAGAUUUCAACCAUUUUCAUCAAAAUGAAGAACAAUCUCUUUUGCUUCCUCAGUCUGUCCAUUAUCGGAAUAGUGUCCACUGACAGUUGCUCGCUAGAGAUAUCUCCCUCCAGAGUAGUGGUGAAAUUUGGGGAUCCGGUGUCGGUCAGCUGUGUGGCCUCGCGUCCAGUGCGCGUGCUGGGAUGGGAAUCGGUCAUUGCCGCAUCGCAAACUCAGAAUGACCUCAGCGUUCAGUGGCGGGUGGACAGUUUGACUGACUGGAUUGAGGAGCCAAUCUGCUAUGGUGUUUUUUUCACUGCACCCAGACAGUGUGAGGAAAAACUCAACCUUGUUCUAUACAAGAAACCAGACAGUGUAUCCAUAAAUUUAGUAAAUCACAGCAGUCCAGUGGCGGAAGGAAGAGAGUACCAGCUACAGUGUGAGGUGCAGAACGUCGCACCUGUCCAGUACCUUGUUUUGCGAUGGUACAGAGGAAAAACUGAGGUUUACAACCACUCGUUCUCAGAGUUAUCCCCUGCAACACCAGUCCAGGUGUCCUCCACCUUGCUGAUUGUCCCAAACAGAGCUGAUGAUGGAGCUCAAUACAGGUGUGAAGCACAGCUGGAACUGGGAGCGGAAGGACCUCAACCUCCUCCAACAGUUCAGUCUGAUGUUCUCAACAUUGCUGUUCAAUACCCGCCGAUCUUCCGCAGACCAGAGGAAGAGACACUGGACAUCAGUGUGGAUAGUGAAACGGUGCUGGAUUGUACUGCGGAGGGUAACCCACCUCCUGUGUAUGUCUGGUCCUCCUCAAACCUUCAGGAGAAGGCUGAUCAGCCUGUUUUGACAGCUGCAUCUUUGAGCCCAGGACUAUAUACAUGCACUGCAUCCAAUAUCCUGGGGAAAAAGAGCAAACAGUUUGUCAUCAAGCACAAAUCCAAAGUCUCCUUUGAAAUAAUUUCUGGUCCACAGUAG
Molecule: messenger RNA, 1220 nt
Organism: Carassius carassius (crucian carp)
Lineage: Eukaryota; Metazoa; Chordata; Actinopteri; Cypriniformes; Cyprinidae
Product: hemicentin-1
Exons: 5
Coding region: 291-1220 (309 amino acids)
Biological process (GO): cell adhesion
Molecular function (GO): integrin binding
Source: RefSeq, a predicted model, not a curated record